AUGGCCGAGAAGAACAAGAUGCAUCCGCAAGGAGAAAGCUUGUUCUUCCGAAGACUGCCGCAAGAAAUGCGAGAUCACAUCUGGACUCAGCUCUUCUGUUCUACGAGGUUCACUUUUGGAUUGUGGGAAGGCCCGGACUCCCGUGACUGCAAGCGCAUCAAGCCUACACCGAGUGGCCUUGCGAUGCUUCGUACCUGUCGUCGAGCACAACUCGAGAUCGGCGACUCAUGGCUACGCCACGUCCUGUUUUGCUUCCAAGACACCAAGUCAAUGAUGGACCGGCUUUCUGUGCUACCCGCAGAUACACUUUCAAAGUUGCGGCACCUCAGAGUUAGUGAUAAUGCUUUACUUGAGCUGGGUGACCCUGACGACGGCCGCUAUUAUCUCCUAACCUCAUAUUUCAAGCUCCUUCCAGGCCUUCAGCUCGACCAGCUCACGGUCCUCGGUGCCCGUUUAUUUCCGCUCAGCUAUGACACGCUCGACGAUCUCAUCAAGGACGGCAAUGGAUGGAAAACGUUGCACUACAUCUCCCACAGCUCAAAGAUGCUCGGAUUCGCGUCAGGAUACGGCCCCUACGGCCCAGGGUUGGGAGGCAAUCCCCAGUACUGCAGGAAGUCACAGCCAAAGCACUGGCAAGGUGUCUUGGAAGAUCGUGACGGUGUAGCCUCGGGUCCUUCCACGACAAUCUACAGAGCUAAGGAACUAGCCCAAUAUGGUUCGAUCCUAGACCCCAACAAGCGGGUGAUAUUCGAACAAAAACUGCACUGCGGCCAAGAUCUGCAACCGAAUGAAUUUCAUGAGGACCCCCAACUCAUGUCUGGAGAUGAGAAAAAGAAAGAACUGAUGGUCGUUGUGAAGAGGGGCACUGGGGUCAAGUACGAGGAACGGGACUCCCCGCUGAUUGAAUGGGAUUUGCGGCGUGACUUCCCGAAUAUGACGUGGGAAGAGAUUUUCGAUCAUUAUCUUCAAGAACCAGGUUAUCCCCCUUAUGCCGAGGAAGAGGAGAGAAAGAAGAAGGCUUUCAUUUUGCCCAUCCAAGAAGAUUUCUACAAGGACGUUGAUGAGUAUGUGUGGUCUGGGUACCACCUUGACGAGGGAUAUUAG
Podospora pseudopauciseta is the source of this 1104-nucleotide messenger RNA. RefSeq lists its product as uncharacterized. The transcript has a single exon. Lineage: Eukaryota; Fungi; Ascomycota; Sordariomycetes; Sordariales; Podosporaceae. The coding region runs from base 1 to 1104 and encodes 367 amino acids. The record is from RefSeq and is a predicted model, not a curated record.